UUUUUAUGAACUCAACAAUACUGAAGUAUCUAAUAAUUAUAAAGUUAUAGUACUUUUUUUUUCUUACAACAUGUAUCCAGCUAGGAGUUGUACAACCUCCCAUGUAUUAAUACCUGUUCAUGUAUAGGCCUGAAUAUUACCAUUCUGUAAGCAGCAAUAUUAAUUGUUUUUCUUCUAUGGAUAGAGCACAUAAACCGACUCCAUCCAGAAAAGGCACCUAAAAAAGUAUCUAUUAUCAUUUUAAUGUGUUUCAGUUAUGAGAAACCAUACACAUAGUUUGGAGUCAAAUUCAACCACAAAAUAUUUGGGACUUCACAUUGAACCUUACAUCAACAAAGCUAAUUUGUGUAAGCCAAAUAUCUUCUCAACAUUGCCUCUUGUUUCAUAAUUCAUGAAUGUAAUAAAUUGUGAUCUGCGGUAAAAGUUCACGUUUUAUUCCGUCGUGCUUUUCAGCAAAACAAACAUAGUUUACAGUUAGUGAAUAUAUUGCUGGCUCCUCGCUCCUUCCUGUUGAAACGAAACAGCAUUUUUUUUUAGGCAGAGGAAAUUCGAGAAGAAUCUUAUUUUGAAACAUCUAACAACCGGAAGUUUAUUUGCUUCGUACAUCCACCUUCCAGCAGGCGUUUCCAGCAGAGAGGUAAUUACAAACCAAAGCGGUGCGGACCUCUGGAAGGCAGUGAUGAGUUUUAUUACGAGAGAAUAAAAUAUUCUGUUCUGGGAUCAAACAUAUUGUGUUAAAAAUAAGUUCAGGAAGGACGUAAGGGGAGAAACGGCUGUGGAAAAUGGAGUUUAAGUGGUUGAACCUGGAGGAGCAGCACCACUAACUUCACUCGGGAGGCGACCUAGUGUUGCGACUCUACAAAAUAUGCUGAAAAUGGCUUCUCAUGAUCCCCCUCAUCGUCACUACAAUAAUGGAGUCCAAGAAGACUUUCCGUCAAGGCUUCAGAACGGAGACUCUGCAGAUUUGAUCAGAGCAAACCCUUUUUAUGCACAUUACAAGGAAUCGACCAGCAGCACUGAUGGAACAGAGGCUUCAAUACAACCAGACAAUUUCAUCUCUGUACCCACUAUGAAAUUCAUAAGCUCACCUCAGGAACUUGGUUAUGAAAUCAAGACCACGGAAAACAAAGAUCUUAAUGUGCCUCAGCGGUACGACCCUAAAGACGAGCUCUUCAGUCCGUCCUCUCUGAGGCUCAACACCACCGCCAAUGGGGAUUUUCAUGAUUUGGUUCAAACACAAAAGUUCUCUAAACGCAGACAGAGAAAUGGCUCAGACGUUGUCACGGAUGAUGUGGAUGCUUUGUUUGGCUCACCUAACAAAGCCGAGGCACCAAACCCAUUUUGUAAAACUUCGGCCUCAGAAGCAGAUUUGUUUUCCAGGAACAGUGAGGAACUCUUCCAUCCAGACAAUACCCCCAGCACCGACAAUGACAAUUCUUUUAAGAAAGGAUUUGACGUAUUUUCACCGCCUACAAAUCCUGUGGAUCCAUUCCCACGUCCGCUCCCAAGGAAUUUAUUCAAUGUCCCCAGUUUGGAUGAUCCUUUCGGUCCAACUCCCUCCAAGACAAUGUCCUCUACACCUUUAACCAAUCGCCCAUCUGAGAUGAAGUUAGACACGCCGGUCUCAACAGGUUUAGCAAAGAAAACUCCACCAAAAGUUCCUCCAGUUGUUCCACGAAAGCCUGCAACCAAACCAAAAGAUUUUUUGACGACGCCUCAGGGAAGCAAAGAGGAAUUUCUUGAGCCGACCUCCUUCAGCCAGGCCAGCAGUCUGUCCUCCUCGCCCAGCUUUUCUCCAGCUGAUGUGACUCACGUGCAAACUUUCAAACGGCCACCAAGACCCCUUCCUCGAACUCGACGCCCCAAAGCAGAGAAGCCACCAAAACCAGAGAGGCCUCCACCCCCAGUAUACUCUACUAAAGUGGAACCAGAAGUACCUGAACCACACACUGCUGAGCCAGAACCGCCAAAACCGCCGCCUAAACCAGUCCUCAAACCAGUCCUCAAACCUCUUCCUAAACCAGUCCUUCCUCACAAACCAAAGAAAAUGGAGAGCAAACCAUUGGAACCUGAGAACUUUGUCGUGUUUGAGGACGUCCUCCUUAUCGGACAGGAACGCUGUGUGGAGGAUUGGCCUGAGGACAGUCCUGAGCUGGAUCCAGACUUUAAGCCAUCGGGAACAUUUAAGCUACGAAGAGAGUCGCUGAAGGUCAAGAUGGAGUCAGACGGAGGAAGCAGCGAAGACCCCGACGGUACCUUUGGCCACGUUAAGAAAAGGGACAGGAAACUGCGAAUGUCGCUGCUGUCCAGAAGAAGCUCAAAGGACAAGUACUCAGAUGAUGCCAUGGGGGAAAAGAGCAACACGCUGCCCAGUCGACGAAAAUCCCCCAAGGACUUUGGUUCCAGUGACCAUAUUUCCACAGGAGAUGAUGAAGAUCCUUAUAGUUUGGACUAUAAAAAAAAAUCUACAAAGACCAAAGUCAAUCGCCUGUUUCGGAGAGCCUCCAUUGGUUCCUCUGCGUACGAUGACGAGCUUUCACUGCAACAUUCAAAGGACGGUGACCAGAAGAAAAGCAGCAAGAGGAGAAACACCACUGUACGUCGACAGUCGGCGGACUCGGUGUUGGACGGAGAAGAUUAUGAGGAUGGGGAGAAAGGUGGCCAUCGGCAGAGGAGGAAUAGCAAGGUGAAAGUCAAGUUUGUGCCACAAAGAGGAUUUGCCAUAUCAUUAGAGAAGUCACACAAUGAACCAAAAGGAGCUCAUGGCUACACGUCUCGCAAGGGCUCAAAGGACAAAUCUGUUGAAGAGUCUGGAGCGCAUGGCUACACACCUCGUGACAAGCUCCAGGAUGAUGAUUUUGAAGGCCUCGAGGAGGUGGAAGCCCUCAGCCGUCGCUCAGCUAAGGCUGCCUUCACGGACGACGAACAGCAAACGUCUCAUCGUUACUCACCGAGUCUGCAGGGGGACGACGACGUUGAAUUGAGCAAAGAACGCAAACAUAAAAAGUCCAAACAUAAGAUUCAUCUGCCACACAAAUCUAAGGCAUCGCAUGGACUGAAUGAGAAGGGCUCCACUGAUGAUGAAAUGACAGAAAAAGACAUGAAGUCUCACGAAGAGGAGUAUGAUGAAGAUCCAGAUGAGAUUGAAAUGCUCAAACUGAAAAAGCCAGUUAAGCCUAAAGUUCCCAAAAAACACAAGCACAAGAGCAAAAAGGCCAAGAACCAAUCAGAAGCCCCGUCUGAUGAGCACCUGUCUGAGGCUGCCCAGGCGGCAUGGCAGGCUGCUCGGAUGGACGAACAGGUUGCAGCCGGCGAAGAGGAGGAUGAGGAGGAAGACGGGGACACGGACAGUUUAUUGGAGUGGUGGUACACGGUAGAAAAAUGGGACGAAGUGGCAUCGGAUGAAGAGGAUGCAGCCGUCAAAGAGGAUGAGUCAAAGUCAUUCACCAUCUUGGCAGAGAAGGUCGAACGCGGCCUGCGUCUCUUCAACAAGGUGUUCACCGAACAAGCCGAGGUCCUGUGGGAGUCCAUCAUCUCGCUCCACGCUCUUGCCGACGACAUCAACGAGUUCCAUCACAAAGCCAAGAUCGCUGGGAUCAGCGGGGGCACCACCACCGCGGUGGGCACUGUGGCGGCCAUCACUGGCCUGGCCUUGGCUCCCGUGACCUUCGGAGCGUCCCUCGUAAUCACGGCCGUGGGCGUGGGGGUGGCAACGGCCGGGGGGAUCACCUCCGCCUCUGCGGCCAUCUCCGAUAACGUCAACAACAAGAACGACCGCAAAAAGAUCGAGGGUCUGCUGCAGGAGUACGAAGAGCGAAUGCUGGAGAUCUCGAACAUCCUCCACUUCGUCAACCAGGGCUUGCGCAGGCUGCGCGGCCACCCUUUCCUCAGGUCCGGCACGCAGCACUAUUCCCAGGACUGGGAAGUCCGCAGGGCGGUCCAGAUGAUCAGCAUUGUGGAUUCGCCUGUGAUGCGAGCGACAGAGAUAACCGACGACGUUGUGGGCUCCCUGCGAGGACUCUUCAAAGGAAUGGACAAGUACUUCGUAAACGAAACCAGAGAGCUGAAGAAAGGCUGCAAGAAGGAGAUUGUGGCCGUAAUAAGACAAGUGGCAAACGUGCUGAAUGACUGCAUCGUGGAGCUGAACGCCAUCAGAGAGAAUCUGCAGGAUGCUACUGGACAGAUGUGAACAACCUUCAUGAUCACGCUGAGCACGGCUCACCACUGACAUCUCCUGGCUGAAACCAAGAACUGCUCUUCCAUAUUGCAUCAUUGGUGGAAAAUAUUCCACCUCUGUGAAACUCCUGAAGAUAUUUUUGGCAUUGUGGCUGAGAAAUGACUUUUUUCCAGCUUUUUUAACUCCAGAUGAAUUUUGUACUUGAAAAGUAAAACACAGAUCAGUUUCUUUAUUCAUUCACCCUUUUGUUCAGCUUGAGCAGCACCAAAGUUUUUUCCUAUAUAAAUGUGACAGGAGGUUUACUUUGUUAGAAUUGAGUCAGUUUGGAAAUAGUUGAUUUACUAUACCUUGAAAUAGUUUAUCAAAGACUUUGACAAAGUCUGUAACCCUCUUCAUUAUAUUGACAUAAUAUGAAGCAAUAAGGUUCGAAUAUGUUUAACAGUUAAUCUAGUGAACCGAAGUGAUGAUUGUCAGAUUUUGGCAGAAUGUUCUGCAGGUUAAAGACCCGUCUACUGUAAAUGAGACUUUUAAACUUUUACGUUGUAAAAAAGAAUCUUGCUUUCAUAAUCUGGUGUCUAUAGACACAUUUAUUCUUAUAACUUAAAUCCGUUUGUUCGAAAUAUAUCUUAUGUUUUUAAACGAGGGAGUUAGUUUGGUUCAUUCAGAAGCUUGAACACAUUUUAAUGCUUUUUAUUUUUCCUUAAAGAGCUGUCUUGAAUGAAUGCAAAGCAUGUUGUAUGACAAACUGAAGUUUUUCUGCUUGAUUAAAGGCGCAUUAUCAUUUUUAUCAACCAUAUUGAAUCAUAUAGCAGCUAUUUUACCUGUGGCCACAUUUAAUUAUUGUCAUACUUAACAUUUUGACUUAUCCAACUUUGAUAGGUCACUGACUUAGCAAUGCUGGGGCAUUUGUUCAUUUAUUUGCAUUUUAACAUGAAAUGAAUGUAACUGUAUAGGUUUUACAUUGUUCUGUUUUACUAUAUUCAAUAUGUACUGGUUAACCCAAGAAUAAAAUGUAAAAAUGA
Messenger RNA from Xiphophorus maculatus (southern platyfish), 5199 nucleotides. Its product is annotated as protein piccolo-like. The record is from RefSeq and is a predicted model, not a curated record. The transcript has 32 exons. Gene Ontology annotation, cellular component: membrane; extracellular region. The coding region runs from base 866 to 4189 and encodes 1107 amino acids. Gene Ontology annotation, molecular function: lipid binding. Lineage: Eukaryota; Metazoa; Chordata; Actinopteri; Cyprinodontiformes; Poeciliidae. Gene Ontology annotation, biological process: lipid transport; lipoprotein metabolic process.